Clarias gariepinus (North African catfish) is the source of this 5928-nucleotide messenger RNA. It is a transcript of the gene pappa2, whose product is annotated as pappalysin 2. The record is from RefSeq and is a predicted model, not a curated record. The transcript has 23 exons. The coding region runs from base 181 to 5463 and encodes 1760 amino acids. Gene Ontology annotation, molecular function: metallopeptidase activity. NCBI's taxonomy places the organism in Eukaryota, Metazoa, Chordata, Actinopteri, Siluriformes, Clariidae.
UUUAUAUCUAUCAGCCAUAGAUUCUUGUUCCUGGUGACAAAUGUCAUUGAGUAAUUAGUAAUUAGAGAUGACGUCAUAUUAUCUUUAGUUUACUGUCCCUGCUACUAGGCGGCUGUUCAAUCUUUCCAACAUAAAAUACAAUCCAAGUGACAUUUACUAUGCGGGGAAAUUAAUGUCAGGAUGCUUAUCAGACUACUGACCGUCAUUCUUGUGAUAUCCCACACUUGGCUGUUAGACACCGCUGUGUCAGACCAUGUUCUGCGCUAUAAGCAGAGUCUGUUGCAGAAAGAAGCCAAGAAACAGCCUGCAGAGGAGCAGUGCGGCUCAGUCAGCUUCAAUGUCCCUGCAGCCCGACACUAUCUUCUAGCAGGCAUGCCAGGCAAGUACACCCGUCUGCCAGGCCUCUAUCUGAAAUCAGUGCUGAACACAGGCUUCGGCUCAGAUAAAUACAGUUCUGAUAGAAACAAUGUUCCUGGAAUGUUUGAUGAAAGUGAUGACCAAGAAAAACAUGGUGAUAACUCGCUACUUAUAGCAAAUGGAGUGCAGCUCACUUCUUAUCCUAAACCAUGGGGCAGUGGCAGUCAAGAAAAAAAUGUUGAUGGUUCACCACUAAAGUCGAACCAAAGGACAGGUUCAGAACUUAAAGAAGCACAGGAUUCCUCAUAUGUUGACAAAUCACUGAAAAUGACAAAUUCAACCUCUAAAUCAGCAUCAGUUAUGGAAGAACUCCAAAGCACGCAGAUCUGGAUGAAAAGCAGGGAUAUUUCCUCUUCAGCUAGAAGAGUGCGUCGCAGUUCUGUAAAGUUCACCAGUGAAGAGAACAAGCCUUUAUGGGAAGGGAAUGAGGACUACUCUGGGGAGGUGGAAGGAAAGAACAGACCCGCCGCAGAAUUGUUGCGUGCCAAGAUCCAUAACGUCCCACCGACGUGGAUGACGGCUCUGUAUUUCAGUCAGAGGGAGCAGCUGAAGGUGAAUCCAGCAGCCAGAGUGGAGCUUCCUCGCUCCAGCUUCACACUGGAACUGUGGGUCAAGCCUGAGGGAGGUCAGAACAAUCCAGUCCUUAUAGCAGGUGUGUUUGACAACUGCUCCAGCCACAGUGAAAAAGGGUGGUCUGUUGGCAUCCGGACGUCCAAGCCCAUGGGGAAAAAAGAUAGCUGCUUCUUCUUCACUCUUCGUACGGACCGUGCCCUAAGAUCCACCACUCUCACUGGACAUCAGCAUUACCAGCCAGGUGCCUGGACUCAUGUGGUUGCCAGGUAUGAUGGCCAGAGAAUGGCACUAAUUAUAGAUGGUGCCAAGGUUAGAGAGAGCACACAGCAGUCUGGUGAUCUAUACAGCCCUUUUAUCAAGACCUGUCGCACAUUUUUGCUGGGAGGUAACCUCUCUAACCCAGAACAAGGCUUUCGAGGUUAUCUAGGAGGUGUUGUCCUGUGGGAUCAUGCUCGCAGUAGGAACGAGCUAUUUAAAAGUGAUGUGUGGCGUUCAAAUAAACAGAACCCCCUUCUAGAACUAUGGGCUGACUUUUCCAUGAUGGAGGAACAAUGGCUGCCAUACAAAGCCAGUCAACACCCAGCCGUCGUGGUCUUACCAGCACCAGAGCAGGAGCUGAUUUCACCUUUCCUGCCUCCUCCUUGUGGUGUGACAGUUUGUGACAAUCCAGAUGUUAUCCUGAGCUACAACCAGAACUGGGAGCUGAGAGCUUCAAAAUGGCUAAGAUACCGUGUGGUAAAUGUGUGUAAUGAUGAUGGUAGCAGUCCCACUGUGUCAGAGCAGCAGAUUGUUCUCCAGAAGCAGGCACUGGAAGAUGCUUUUGGACCAUACAACCUGACACUAGAGCUCAGUGUAAUUAAUGUGUACAACUCAUCAUUGCGGCGACGCCUUGUGCUCAGCAACUGCCAUGUUACCAAGGUGGGAGACCGUCACUGUGACCGGGAAUGUGACCACCCACUCACAGGCCAUGAUGGAGGUGACUGUCUGCGCCCUAGCACCUGCUACAGCUGGAUGAGGGGUGAUGGGACGUGUCAGCCUGAGUGCAACACCAUCUACUACGACUAUGAUGAUGGUGACUGCUGUGAUCCGCAGAUCACCGAUGUCACAAGAACAUGUUUUGACCCUGAGUCACCUGAAAGGGCUUACCUGAGUGUGAAGGAACUGAAAGAAAUGCUUCACCUUAACAGUUCAGAUGCACUCAAUGUGUUCUUUGCCAAAUCAGCUCAGGAGGAACUUGCUGGUGCUGCUACGUGGCCAUGGGCCAAGGAGGCCCUUACACAUCAAGGUGGAAUGAUACUGAAUCCAUCCUAUUUUGGCACUGUUGGUCACAACAAUACCAUGAUACAUGAGAUGGGCCACAUAUUUGGGCUGUACCAUGUCUUCAAAGGGGUGAGUGAGCGUGAGUCGUGUGAUGACCCAUGUCAAGAGACCAUAGCAUCCAUGGAAACUGGAGAUUUCUGUGCUGACACAGCUCCAACCCCAAAAUCAAAAGCAUGUCAAGAUCCUGGCCUGGUCAAUGACACCUGCGGGUCUAAGUACUACCAUAAUACACCCUACAACAACUACAUGAGUUACACAGAUGAUAACUGCACCAACCACUUCACCUCAAACCAAGUAGCUCGGAUGCACUGCUACGUUGACCUGGUGUACAAAAACUGGGUUCAAGACAGAACACCCACUCCCAUUCCUCUUCCACCAAUGGUGACUGGCCAAGAUGAUGACACUGUGUCCAUUCACUGGUUGCAUCCAAUAAGUGGGCCUCUCAUGCAAAGGGAGGAGGGAGUGAACUGUCAGUUGUGUGAUGAACAUGGAGCACUUCAUCAGUAUGCUUACAAAGCCACCUCACCCCAUUCCUGCGACAGCAGUGGUUACUGGACGCCUGAAGAGGCUGUGGGUGCUCCUGAUGUUUAUCAGCCAUGUGAACCCAGCAUGCACUCCUGGAGCCCUGAGUUCAGCCUGUAUGAGGCCAAUAUGAGUUCUCCGUGUCUUCAGACUGGUGGAUGUGUUCUGCAAUUGUACUUUCAGCAUGCAGUAGUUCCAGAGACACUAACCGUAUGGAUCACCUACCUCUCCUCCAGCAAUCAGGCCAUCUCUGAUCUGGAGUUUAUCCUGGAGUCUGGUGAAUCCAUUCACACUGGCCCCCAAAAUGUAUUCUGUGAUAUUCCUUUCACUCUGCGUGCCACCCUUAGCAAGAAAGUAAAAUCUGUAAAAAUCUCGACCUUUGAUAAGAAACUGGAGGUCGACGCUGUGCUUCUGACUUCACAACCCCAGAAUCCUCUUUGCUCUGUCUGUCGUCCACUCAUUUACCAUGUUAUACGGGAUCCACCCAUACCAGGAGGCAGAGGCUCCAUCACAUUAAAACAGUCCACGUACACAGACAGUGAUGUACAGAAAGGGGUGCGGUAUGAGUACAGGGUCCAGGUGGAGGCCGAAGGUUUACGCAGUGAACUCUCUCCUCCUUUGGUCUACACCCAUGGAGAACCUUUCUGUGGGGAUGGACGACUGCAAAGGAUGGAAGAGUGUGACGAUGGGAAUCUCUUAGAUAGGGAUGGCUGCUCCAAAAAGUGCACCAUGGAGCCAGGCUUCAACUGUGUGGGUCAGCCCAGCCAUUGCUACUUUCAUGAUGGUGAUGGUGUGUGUGAGGAAUUUGAGAGAGGCUUCAGUGUUCAGGACUGUGGCUUCUUUACCCCAAAUGGCUUCAUCGACCAAUGGGCUUCUAAUGCAACAGCUUCCCAUCAGGACUGGCGGUGCCCUGCAUUGUCUGCAACAGGGGAACCCAAUCUCACUCUGAUGUGCAGAUCUCAGUAUGUUGAAAUGAAUGAUGCACUGAUGCGGGAUGCCUGGGUCCCCUGCACAGCCUUGUCUCAACUCAGCAGUUACAAUGGCCAGGAGCAGCCUGUGUGGCUUAGGGUGGGAUUUGAGAGGCCUGGGGUUGCAGCCUCCAUUCUCCUCUAUCUGGCCUAUGAUGGAGAAAUGCAGAACACUGGACAGCAGUGCAAGAAAACAGUGUCUAUCCAACUCUGUGACACUAAUGGCAAAAACCACAUACUUGGUACCUAUGAGCUGUCAUGCCAGCGUAAUCCCUUGGUGGUAAAUGUGACCCACAACCUGAGCACACCCUUCUUCCAGACUGCUGCUUUGUUGCUGAACUUCUCUACUGUUCAUGUGGCAGUGCUAGGUGUGGCACUGCGUACAUCCUGCCAUCUCAGUCCCCUCGCCCUGACUGGGUGUGUGCGAAGACCAUGCACUGUGGACUCCUGCAGUGCUGUCAAAGUAGAGCACGCUUCAGUUAACUGCACCCCCAUUCUGGACCCCACACACUGUUCCAUUACAUGCCACAGAGGAUACACACUGCACAGCCUCAGUGGCUUGGGCUUUUAUCUGCAACAGAAAGCUGUAGAGCUGAGCUGCGUCAAUGGCGUUUGGGACCGUGUGGUGAGCUGUGAGCCAGUAGACUGUGGUCUGCCUGAUAACUCUCAUGUCUAUUUUGCCUCAUUCACUUGUCCUUGGGGUACUACUUUUGGCAAGCAGUGCACGUUCUCCUGCAACUCACCAUCCACAUUGCAAGGUGAAAGCAAUACAUUGGCCUGUCUUGAGGAUGGACUGUGGUCAUUCCCUGAAGCAUAUUGCAAGAUUGAGUGUCAGGAACCACCUGUUGUCCCCAAUGCUAAGCUCUUGGUGCCGCAGUGCAGUGGCAAGAGGCAUGAUGUGGGUACAGUGUGCCGAUACAAAUGCAACCCUGGACACUACGUUACGGGUACCCUGACCAAAAAGCCAAGGAAGAGGUUUCUGAAGCUGGAGUGUUUAGAGGGUGGCAGAUGGCAGACGAGUGGCUGUUCCCCUGUCUCAUGCCCUGCUCUGCCUGCCAUGUUUGAAGGCAUGUAUACAUGUACGGAUAACCUUAACUAUGAUAGCGUGUGUACUCUACACUGCCCUGUUCCUACAGAGAAGUACUCAAUCCGCUGCACAAAGGAUGGCCACUGGACUGAGGCUUUCUCAAUGUGUAAGACAAUGGGAGGAUUGUGCGAGGUCCCUUUAGCUAUCAACAUGGUCGAGUACACCUGUGAUGAGGGAUAUGGCAUCGGUGCAGUCUGCUACCCUGUAUGUGUUGUCCCAUUGAGUGACCCUGUGAUGUUGCCCAAUAACUCCACGGCUGAUACACUCAAACACUGGAUCCUUCCUACCAGGGUUCAGAGCAUUGUAUGUACAGGCACAAUGAAAUGGCACCCCAACCCUGAACAGAUCCACUGCAUUCAGUCCUGUGAGCCAUUUGGUGGAGAUGGCUGGUGUGAUACCAUUAACAACCGAGCCUACUGCCAGUACGAUGGAGGAGAUUGCUGUCCAUCCACUCUCUCUACCAAAAAGGUCAUCCAGUUUGGCGUGGACUGUGACCUUGACGAAUGCACAUGUCGUGACCCCGAGGCUGAAGAGAACAAGGGAAGAACGGGAGAGUCUGAGGCACAAGGACCAUAAAGAGAGGAAUGGACUCAAAACAAAAAUCGAGAGGCAUGGAGGAGUGUGUAUAAUGGUGACACAAGAAUUAAAACCAGCACAAACUGAAACAUGCAAUCUUAUUAAAUUUAUACUAAUCAAUCAGUACUAAUCUAUACAUAUGUAUUUGAAGAAACUGACAUUUAUGUACGUAGAUGUAGAUAUGACCUGCUUUAUCAUUUUUGUCUAAUAAGCAUUUAUUCCCACUGAAAGUUCUCAGUUUUUAAUCUAGAUCAUCUGAAAGUUAUAGUAAUAUUGUACUGUUAGUGCUUGGGUGUUUUGUGCCACAUGCUCUGCUAAGAAAUUUAAGGCAGUCUAUAUUAUUGGUAGUCACCUGUGUAGUACUGUAUAUGCAUGAAUGCUUUGAAAAGUAGCAGAUUCAAUUACGGAUGAAAGUGUAUGACAUGCUGUUAUGUGUCAUUCUGUAAAUGUAUGAUUUUACUGAUG